Messenger RNA from Myxocyprinus asiaticus (Chinese sucker), 3538 nucleotides. Its product is annotated as FAST kinase domain-containing protein 3, mitochondrial-like. The coding region runs from base 837 to 2792 and encodes 651 amino acids. Lineage: Eukaryota; Metazoa; Chordata; Actinopteri; Cypriniformes; Catostomidae. The record is from RefSeq and is a predicted model, not a curated record. Gene Ontology annotation, cellular component: mitochondrial matrix; ribonucleoprotein granule. Gene Ontology annotation, biological process: regulation of mitochondrial mRNA stability; mitochondrial RNA processing. The transcript is spliced from 6 exons. Gene Ontology annotation, molecular function: RNA binding.
AUUUGUUAUUAAUUAUAAAUAAAAACCAUUGGUUUUUCAUAUUGCCGUUUUCAUGCUUAUUACUGAUAUGCUGAUGGUUUUAAUUUGGUCAAUAAUUGGCUGAUAAAUAUUGGCAGCUGAUGCAUCGGUGCAUCCCUAGUUAAUUUUGUUAUACAUUUUUCCAGGGCUUUGCAGAUGUGCAUUUCUGAAAACUUCCAAAAACUAGAUAUAGGUAUUGCACUAAACGAAAAGCCAAGUGUCGCUUAUUUUUUUUUAAUUAGUAUUAUUAUUGUUUUUAUGUCAAUAAAUAAAGGUACAUUUCUAGUUUCAACAUUAUUUGUACUUAAGAUCUUUUUUUUUUUGGACAAGAAAAAAUAGGUUUUGACCCACAUUUGGUUUUCAGCCGUUAAAAAUGGGUAAAAUGUAACAAUUUACAGAUCGCUGGUAUUUAACCUUAAAAAUGAACAUACUUCGGAAAAACAACUAAAAAGUGUUUACUUCCCAUUUGUGUACUCACAUAAUUGGCAUAUAAUGCAACAAGGGGUGCUGAAGUCAACUAAUUUUAGUAAAAGACCUACUAAUCUCUGUGUUAAAAUAAAAUAAUGAUGCUGCCACCUUUCUUAGGUUAUUUUUUUAACCUGUAGUUUUGCUCCAAAAUCAUUAGCGAAAAUGGUCAUUUUGACUCCCCUCUACAAAAUAAUGGAUUACUCUGUAAAUAUUGAUCCAUUGCAUUUAAAAUUUUAGCUUUCAUUAUCAUUUAUGUUUAUCAUUUAUAACCUCUGGUUGAGUUGACCCAUAAUAAACAUGUUCUGUCUUUUGUUGUGACUGUAGAUUGAGGAUGUUGUAGCACUUUUUCAAUGGCCAAAACACUGGCACUGAGGUGGCAUUUGCUUAGGCAUUUGGGAGCCCAAGUCCUUCAAUCGUUGGUGGUGUUUCCGGGUAAGCAUCUAUGCUCUCCCUGUCUUCGGACGUCCAGUGUGUAUUCUCUCAGUCAAAGAGGUGUAUGCACCACAACACGAGAUCCACUCUUCCUUGUCGCUGGACCUGUUCGUCCUUAUCAAGAGCUUCUUGUGAGUGGAAAUGGUCUAUCGUGGUUGCACCACCUGACUUCUGAUGAGGAUCACACAUUUACAAACCGCUUGUCUUCCUGUACAACAUCUCAGGAAGUUCUACGUCUCCUGCGAUCUCACCCUGAGCUCUCGGGUGCAGCAUCAGCUUCCGUCCUUCACCGAUUGGCUGACUUGGAGAAGGAUGGUGCCGGUGGUCUUCAGAACCCACAAGUCCUGCUGUCAGAUGUGGUCUUGAACAAACUUUGUCAAAGACUGGUGCAAGAGUCCGCUGUGUUGGAGGAUGACGUGGUGAUUCGAGCUCUAGUGGGAUGCACACGGCUCUACCUUGACCCUUGGAGUCGCCUGGUGGUAAGGCUGGUGUCCGAGAGUCAGAAGAGGCUGGACUCAGGACGGUUAAGUGUUGAAGCACUCUGUGGGUUAGCGAGGGCUUUAUUUGCGUUGGAAGGGCCUGAUUGUGGAAUGCUAAAACAGGCCAUGACGCAGCUCCAAAAUAAAGACCCGGCCCGAUGUAGUGCAACAGACCUAGUGGCAGUUUACCGUACGCUAGCAUCUGGUUUGGGUGAGGAUGGACGCUACCUGGAGCUUCUGAAUGAAAUGAAUGCUCAAGCACUUCGAUUAGCGCACCGAAUGGACCCAGUUGUGGUUAGUGAGGUUUUAGGCGCUCUAGUCACACUGGGACAGACGCAAGCAUUGCCACUAGUUAUUGCGCUCUGCAAGCAAGCUGUCCGUCAUGUGCAAAACUUCGCAGAUGCAGAACUGACAGUGGUGUUGUCAGCACUUAUGCACUAUGGACACAGUGAUCACUUUCUUGUUGAAGCUCUUGAGCGCCACGUGCCUAAGAUCGCCUUCAGUGCUCAUGCAGAAACCAUAACCAAAGUGAUGCAAUAUUUUGGGCAACGACGCAUUCUUUCUCCGCCUGUUUUUAAUGCGGUGGCUGAGAGUUUUGUAUACCGUGCAGAGGAGUACUCCACGUGGCAGGUGUCACAGCAGAUAGUCGCGCUGGGAGUUUUGGGAUACGUGCCGCCUGAUGCGGGGAGAUUGUUCCGAAAGGUGGAGUUGGUAUUGAAUGCCCGAUUUUCACAAUUUCACCCCAAAGCUCUUCUAGAUCUACUGCACGCCUGUACACUGCUACAGAGGUACCCGCUGAACUUCGUCUCAAAAGUCUUCAGCCCUUACUUUAUGCAGCAGCUACAGGCUGAGGAGGACAGCGGAAUGGAUCGCACAGUGCUCGCUCAACUCACCCAGCUCUACAUGACUGUGAAGCUGGAGUGUCCAUUCUAUGAUGGUCUACGGCUGUCGCCCAAGUUUCGUGUUAAGUCAUUUUUGGCCCCAAGACAGUCACUGGAAACUCAGGUUGAACCUCAACUCUACAACGCUGUGAAAUAUGGACUAGUGGAUCUGCUGGGAGCUCGAUCCUACUUCGCUUCUAGAGUACUCACUCCAUAUUGCUAUACACUAGAUGUUGAGAUAAAACUAGAUGAGGAAGGAUAUGUCCUGCCUGCUUGCCAUAUAGAUGAAGUCCACAAAAGAAUCGCCGUCUGUAUUGAUGGGCCAAAGCGCUUCGCUGAAAAUGCAAAAGAGCUUCUGGGCAAGGAAUCUAUCAAGCAACGACAUCUGAGGAUUCUGGGAUAUGAUGUUGUUCAGAUUCCAUAUUAUGAGUUUGAGAAACUUAAGGACAGAAAAGACGUCGUGGAAUAUCUUCACAAGAAGAUCUUCCCUCACAGCUACAGACUCAGCUGGUGAAUGCUGGCUCACCAAAUCCCUCAUCUAACUCAUAUUUCUCAGUCAACAUUCAAUGCACUUAGUGGACAUAUUGGGUAGACAAUUUGUCCCCCACAUACAGAAACAUUUGUUGUAUUUUUGAUUUAUUUUUAGCUUUUUAAAUUCUAAGUCAAUUGCACAGUUUGUGUAAAGUGCUAUGUAAUUUAUUAUAAUAAAAGAGCUACAAGAUUUUGAUAUGUUGGUUCUUCAGUCAACAUUUCUACUUUGUCCCUCAGACUUUUCGUUGUUGCCAAACGUGAACCAUAUUGCUGCAUUAUGGAACAAUAAUGCACAAUAUUUCAUUGAAAAUGUAUGAAAUAUAUAAUAAUUUAUUAUAUUUGCUUUCAGUAGGCAACACUGUAUUGCAUUACAAAGUAAACCAACUACAGGUGUCUAUCUUUUAGAAAACAGGAUAGAUCAUGGCAACAGUAUCCCAAUAGAAAAUAAUGAAACUCAGAGCCCAAAGAUUAAUUAUGAAAGCAGACUAUGAAGGACACAUUCCUUAUGAAGCAAUAAAAGGUUAGAGUCAAGACUGAGAUUGAAGGCAGGACUGUUUUAGUCUUGACACUGAAGUUGUUAAUCUUUGUCCUGGUGUUUCAUUGUAAAGUACGUGUGUGUGUGUGUGUGUGUGUGUGUGUGUAAAUAUUUGUCCAAGUCUUUUGAGGGUUUGGGGUUGUGUAGUGUUGUCAUUCCAUUAUGAGGCUGAAAUCUGAGGAAGGCCAAAUUCG